Messenger RNA from Ruditapes philippinarum (Manila clam), 881 nucleotides. RefSeq lists its product as uncharacterized. Lineage: Eukaryota; Metazoa; Mollusca; Bivalvia; Venerida; Veneridae. The coding region runs from base 227 to 679 and encodes 150 amino acids. The record is from RefSeq and is a predicted model, not a curated record. The transcript is spliced from 2 exons.
AUGCAAAGGUGAACAGACCGAACCGCUUUAAUUUAAUUCCAUGUUUACAUGACACAGAUAAUGGAUCUAUUUUUGGAAACUUCUGAUACAAUUUAGAUAAAGCGAAUAUUUGAGUCACCAAAUGCAUUUUAACAUAGAAUCUAUCGGUCUUAUAUAGCGGACAGACAUAUUCAUGUGAAGAAAAGAAAAAGAAGAAAUUGUACAAUAUUUUAUUUUUGUGAAAAAAAUGAAGCGAUUUCAAACUACAAUAUUGUUGUUGUUGUUUACGGUUUAUAUAAAUACGGCAGCAACGAUUCCUACUGGAAAAAUUAAUGUACAUGUACAAAACGUCGCCGCUGAAAAUGAUGAAUCAGAAGGACAAGGUAUUCCAAAAAACUCCAAAGAAACAGAAGAAAUUCACACCGGAGAGAACGCUGAACGUGAAAAUGGUGAAAUUACUCCGCUGUUGACAGACGACUUUGCCGCUCGUUCAAGCAGUUCUGGGAUCUUUCAAAAUAUUAUGAAUAACAUUAGAAGAGGUCAGGUGACACAAGAAUCGCUUAAUAAAUGGUUAAAUCAAUUACAAACUGCAAUGUCUAGGGGGACUAUUUCCUCCGAGUCUGUGAACCGGUUCCUUUCGAUGCUAAAAGAAAAAUUCGCGGGGACUACUUUCGGUGAUACCUGCUGUAUAGUAGGGUGACGAGUGAAAAAAAAUUGUUGUCUAACUCUGAAAAAAUGUUGUAACAUUUUACGGACAGUAUUAAAACAUGACAGUAAAGUCUGAAUAAAAAUCAUAUUGAAAUCAUGUUCAAUUAAAGGACUUGACAGGUUUUUGUCUUCUUUUUGAACUUUGAAAUUGCAUGCAUGCCAAGUAUGAAUGAAUUACAAAUUGAUGUCACUGA